CCUGUCUACGUCAAUGUCCACGUCCAUGGUCUAUUCAGCAUUAUUCCAAACCCUCGUGUUCCGUAUUUGACGGCAAAUUUUGGAGUUGCCGAUGCUGCUACAUCCAUGGAGGACAUUAAACUACAUUAUACUAUUGUCCUAAAUUAAGGCCAGGAGUGGGGAAAUUGCGGCAAAUAAGUAUCCAAAAUACAGUCUCAAUCAAGCAGAUGGCUUAUAUGACAGAGAUGAGGCUUGGUGGAGGUCGGGUGUCCUGGGGUGGAGUCGCCACCUCAUCCUACCCAGAGGUGGACCUGGAGGUAAUCGAGGAGUAUCUGCAGGAGCAUUCCCUAGAGAUCCAGCCUGCACAAACACACACAUUGCCUCUGACCAAUGUGGUGCAGCAUGUGAACACUCACCACUGCACCAGGAUCAUAGAGAAUAGCUGGGCGGGUCAGCAUGCCUAUGAGUGGCACUGCGGUACUCCCAAUAAGGAAUAUGAGCCAGAGGCUCCAACUCCAGCAUGGCUCUAUCCCCAUCAGAACCAAUGGGAUCACGUUGCAUGUCCCGAUAAAGCCCAGGUAUAUAUAGACUCAGACUCUCAGUCCAGUUGCUCCCAGUACCAGGAAUGCCGUGACGACUCUUCUCCCAGCUCUGAUUGUAGGAGCAGGCUGAACAAUGAUCAGCUACUUAUUGCUCCUCUCUCAGGAAAGAGGAAGGAGCGACUGUUCCAGUUCCUUUUUGAGAUGCUGCAGACGCCAUCCAUGCGAAGUUGCAUUUGGUGGGUCCAGUCUUCUUUGGGCACAUUUCAGUUCUCCUCCCAAAACAAAGAGCACCUGGCAGAGAUAUGGGGUCGACGAAAAGGGAACCGCAAGACAAUGACCUAUCAGAAAAUGGCUCGUGCAUUGAGGAAUUACGCUCGCACGGGCGAGAUCCAAAAAGUGAAGCGAAAACUCACAUAUCGCUUUGAUGAGAAGACACUAAAAGGCCUCCAGGGAGACACCAAUGCCAUUUAGAAUUAAAUGUCUAUAUAAAAAAAAAAGAGUAAAUUGAAUACUGAGUAUUUGAAAGGGAGAAAAAAAUGAAACGUAACGUAAAUCUGAUAGAUUGUCACAUGAUAUCUACUUUAUAAGUGGAAUGUCUUUACUUCCUGAUAGAUAUUGGGCCUCCUGUCUUUUAAGUUCUGUAAUACAGAUGUGUUAGUUAUAAAUGCAUUCAUUUGUGUCUAUUACCUUUUUAACGAUUGCAACAUUGAAUAUUUUUAGAAUUGCUUGGACAUGUUUGUGUAUGUGACUCCCCAUCAUCAGGCAACAUCUUCUUCUAGUCAUAAAACUCCUUAAAAGAGGUUUUUGUUUUGUUUGUUUGUCGGGAUGAUUUUCACUGUAAUUAGAAGACUAGGAAACAGUAUGUUGACCAUUCAA
Molecule: messenger RNA, 1397 nt
Organism: Corythoichthys intestinalis (scribbled pipefish)
Lineage: Eukaryota; Metazoa; Chordata; Actinopteri; Syngnathiformes; Syngnathidae
Product: transcription factor Spi-B
Exons: 6
Coding region: 207-992 (261 amino acids)
Biological process (GO): cell differentiation; regulation of transcription by RNA polymerase II
Cellular component (GO): nucleus
Molecular function (GO): sequence-specific DNA binding; DNA-binding transcription factor activity, RNA polymerase II-specific
Source: RefSeq, a predicted model, not a curated record